Centruroides sculpturatus (bark scorpion) is the source of this 3213-nucleotide messenger RNA. It is a transcript of the gene betaCOP, whose product is annotated as coatomer subunit beta-like. Gene Ontology annotation, biological process: intra-Golgi vesicle-mediated transport; intracellular protein transport; endoplasmic reticulum to Golgi vesicle-mediated transport. The record is from RefSeq and is a predicted model, not a curated record. Gene Ontology annotation, molecular function: structural molecule activity. The transcript has 24 exons. NCBI's taxonomy places the organism in Eukaryota, Metazoa, Arthropoda, Arachnida, Scorpiones, Buthidae. Bases 210 to 3080 code for a protein of 956 amino acids. Gene Ontology annotation, cellular component: COPI vesicle coat; cytoplasm.
AUAUAGUUCAUCCAAGAUAUCGUGAUAUCAAAAUGGAGAAACAUAAAGAAUCCGCGCAAACUAUCUGAGAGUUCCAAAACCUGCAAAGAUUUCAUAGAACCUGGUUUUACAGAGCGCUUUAAGAAGGUUUCAUCUCUCUGUGAAAUACCGUGCGAUCCACAUGAAGGUGGCGCUGUGAAGACGUGACGCGUUGCUUGUUUAGAAGAAAGAUGACUUCGUCAGAGCAAACUUGCUAUACCCUCAUUAAUAUUCCAAUAGAUUCAGAACCACCAAAUGAAAUACAGCUGAGAAAUGAUCUAGAAAAAGGUGAUACCAAAGUCAAAAUAGAAGCAUUAAAGAGAACUAUUCAUUUAAUUCUUAAUGGAGAGAAAUUUCCUUCCCUUUUAAUGACAAUUAUUCGAUUUGUUUUGCCACUUCAAAAUCAUGCCAUCAAAAAACUUUUAUUGAUUUUUUGGGAAAUUGUUCCAAAAACAACAACUGAUGGAAAAUUGAUGCAAGAGAUGAUACUAGUGUGUGACGCUUAUAGAAAGGAUUUACAGCACCCCAAUGAAUUUAUUCGAGGCUCCACUUUACGUUUUCUUUGCAAAUUAAAAGAACCAGAACUACUGGAACCAUUGAUGCCAGCAAUUAGAAAUUGUUUAGAGCAUCGUCAUUCCUAUGUUCGCCGAAAUGCUGUACUAGCUAUUUUUACCAUUUACAAGAAUUUUGAUUUUCUUAUACCUGAUGCACCAGAACUUAUUGCUAACUUUUUAGAAUCGGAACAAGAUAUGUCAUGCAAACGUAAUGCUUUUAUGAUGUUGAUUCAUGUUGACCAAGAUAGGGCUCUGAAUUAUUUGAGUUGUUGCAUUGAUCAGGUUCAUGUUUUUGGUGAUAUUUUGCAAUUGGUUAUUGUGGAAUUGAUAUAUAAAGUGUGUCACACUAAUCCUGCAGAAAGAUCCCGAUUUAUACGCUGCAUCUACAAUUUGUUAAAUUCCAGUAGUCCUGCUGUACGUUAUGAAGCAGCAGGAACUUUAGUAACAUUGUCAAAUGCACCAACAGCAAUUAAAGCUGCUGCAAGUUGUUACAUAGAAUUAAUUGUUAAAGAAAGUGAUAACAAUGUUAAAUUAAUUGUAUUAGAUCGUCUCAUAAUGCUUAAAGAAGUUCCAGCUCAUGAGCGUGUAUUACAGGAUCUUGUAAUGGAUAUACUGAGAGUGUUAACUGCAUCAGAUUUAGAAGUGCGUCGUAAAACUCUCAAUUUGGCACUUGAUCUGAUUUCAUCACGAAAUGUAGAGGAGAUGGUUUUGGUUUUGAAAAAAGAAGUAGCUAAGACUCAUAAUGUUGUUGAACAUGAUGAUACAGGGAAGUAUCGUCAGCUUUUGGUUCGAACUCUUCAUUCUUGUUGUGUUAGAUUUCCUGAUGUUGCACCGACUGUCAUUCCCGUUUUGUUGGAAUUCUUAUCGGAUAAUAAUGAACAAGCUGCAGUCGAUGUACUCACUUUUGUUAGAGAGGCUAUGCAACGUUUUGAACAACUUCGUCCAUUGGUUAUUGUAAAAUUGUUAGAGAUCUUCCCGUCGAUCAAAUCUGCAAAGAUUCAUCGUAGUGCUUUAUGGAUCCUUGGGGAAUAUUGCAGUUCAAUUGAAGAUAUUCAGAGUGUGAUGACUGAAAUUCGUCAGGGAUUAGGAGAUAUUCCAUUGGUGGAAGCAGAAAUGAAAAAAGUUGUAGGAGAUGCAACAGAAAAGACUGAUCCAACACUAACAUCUGCCCCAAUGCAGCGUUUAGUGACAGCAGAUGGAACAUAUGCCACACAAACUGCAUUUAAUACUACUCCAAUUGCUAAAAAAGUCAAUCAACGGCCUCCUCUGUGUGGUUAUUUGAUGGAAGGAGAUUUCUUUGUUGGAGGAGCUUUAUCUUCCAGUCUUGCCAAAUUAGCCCUCAGAUAUUUAUAUCUUGUUAAUGAUCCAAAGAAACAGAAUGCAUUUAUUGCAGAAGCUAUGCUUAUUAUGGUAUCUAUUAUUCAUCUUGGAAAAUCAGGACUUCCAAAAAAAAAUAUUACAGAAGAUGAUCUUGAUAGGAUUUCCUUGUGUAUAAAAGUGUUAGCAGACAGGUCCCCUUUAAUGAUUGAGAUAUUUAAUACAGAAUGCCGAAAAUCUCUUGCAACUAUGUUAGCCUCCAAUCAAGAAGAAGAAAUGGAAAAUCAAAAGGCUAAAGAAAAAAAGAGUGUAACUAUCCACGCCGAUGAUCCUAUAAGUUUCAGUCAGUUGGCUUCCAAAAAUGAUCUAACUGGAACUGAAAAUAUGUUUGAGCUUAGUUUAUCUCAAGCAAUGGGAAUGACAAAGAAGGAAGCUGUUGCUGAUCUCUCUUCUUCCAAGUUAAGCAAAGUUACACAACUUACAGGAUUUUCUGAUCCAGUAUAUGCCGAAGCUUACGUGCAUGUCAAUCAGUAUGAUAUUGUCUUAGAUGUCUUAAUAGUUAAUCAAACUGCAGAUACUUUGCAAAAUUGUACUUUGGAAUUGGCAACUCUGGGUGAUUUGAAGCUAGUAGAAAAACCAUCGCCUAUUAUUCUUGCACCUCAUGACUUCUGUAACAUUAAAGCAAGUGUCAAAGUUGCAUCUACUGAAAAUGGAAUAAUAUUUGGGAAUAUUGUAUAUGAUGUGAGUGGUUCAACAAGUGAUCGCAAUGUUGUGGUUUUGAAUGAUAUCCACAUAGACAUUAUGGACUACAUAGUUCCAGCAUCCUGCACUGAUACUGAAUUCCGUACAAUGUGGGCAGAAUUUGAAUGGGAAAAUAAGGUAUCAGUUAAUACUGGCCUCAGAAACCUUCAUACUUAUCUGCAACAUUUGAUUAAAUCAACAAAUAUGAAGUGUCUCACUCCCGAAAAGGCACUUUCUGGAGAAUGUGGAUUUAUGGCGGCAAAUCUUUAUGCCCGAUCCAUUUUUGGAGAAGAUGCUUUAGCCAAUGUUAGUAUUGAAACAAAUCCCAAUAACCCAGAUUCUCCUGUUACCGGUCAUAUAAGAAUCAGGGCAAAAAGUCAAGGUAUGGCUCUGAGUUUGGGAGACAAGAUUAAUUUGACUCAGAAGUCCUCUCUAAAACUGGGUGCAUGAAUGUCGGCUAUUUUUAAAGAAGAAUGUAAUUUGGAAUAUUUAUAAAAACACAUUGGAAUUUUUUUGUUUUGUAUAGGAUUCGCUUUUAUUGCAAAUCAAAUAAAAAUUUACUUUUCAUUGGAACUUUUAUUGC